CCGAUCCAUCUCCUCCUAGGGUUCCUGAGCCCUUCCCAUUUCUUGAUUCGCUCAUGGCUUCGAUGAUCGUCGGCGACUUCGUAUGAUUCUUGGGGUUGGCGCGGAUCCCUUCUGGUGACUCUUCUCCAAAACUGUUGGGUUUGAUUGCGCAGCGAUGGGUCGGAAGAAGACGGUCACCAUCGACGACGAUGAGUACUCCUUCCCGGAGGAUCCGCAGCAGCCGCCGACGACUACGCAGGAACCAGAGAUGGAGACACGCGCCGCCUCCAGCUCCAAGAAGAGCAAGAAGGGCGACAAGAACCAGCGCAGCGCCGCCGCCGUCGCCGAUAAUGAGCCCCCGGUCGAGGAUCCGGAGAAGCCCUCGUCCGCCGGCGCAGCCGAUCCUUCGCAGGAGGAUAACGAUGAUGCCGUGCCUCUCGUCUUCUCCGGUAAGAAGAAAUCCUCUAAAUCUAAAAAGAGUAACGCUGGUAAGAGUGGGUACGCGGCUCUUAAUACCUUUGGGGACGACGUCGAUGACGAGGAGCCCGAGCCAAAACCGAGAUCUGAGGUGAAACCUGAAAUGGAUAACCAUGUGGAGGAUGAGUUUGAUGAAAGUAGGGGUCUAAAUGGGGAUACGGAUUCAAGAAAGCAACAGAAAAAGAAGAAGAAGAAAGGCGGGCGAACGACGCAGGAGGAGGAGGACUUGGAUAAGCUCCUCGCUGAGAUCGGGGAAGCCCCCGCACUGGCUUCGGCCCAGGCGUUGCCUCCUCCUACACCAGUAGAAGAAGAAGCCGAGGCAGAUGAGAUCAAGGACACCGAUUUGGAACCAAACAGGCAAGCAAAUGGCACCGAGGAAGCUGCCUCAAAGAAGCAGCAGAAGAAAAAGAAGAAGAAGAGUGGAAGAACUGCCCAGGAGGAGGAAGAUUUGGAUAAGAUUCUUGCGGACCUUGGGGAGGGCCCGUCACCUCCUGUAGAAACUGCUGCAGCUCCAUUGCAGCCUGCUGCGGUUGUGGAGCAAUCAGCUCCACUCCCAGGGGAACAGCCAGGGGCAGAGGGUAAGGAUGGGGACGCAGAGGGUGAAUCAGCAGCUGCCAAGAAGAAGAAAAAGAAGAAAGAGAAGGAGAAAGAGAAGAAGGCUGCAGCUGCUGCGGCUGCAGCUGCUCCAGCUGUUGUUGAGAUUAAGCAAGAGAAGAAGGAGGAUGUAAAGGGUAAAAUUCCAGACAAGAAGUUGCCUAAGCAUGUGAGAGAGAUGCAGGAGGCACUGGCGAGGAGGAAAGAGGCAGAAGAGAGGAAGAAAAGGGAAGAGGAGGAGAGGCUGAGGAAGGAAGAGGAAGAGAGGAAGCGGUUGGAGGAGCUGGAGAGGCUUGCGGAGGAGGCAAAGAGGAGAAAGAAGGAAAGAGAAAAGGAGAAGCUGCUGAAGAAAAAACAGGAGGGUAAACUUUUAACGGCUAAACAAAAGGAUGAGCAGAGGAGGUUAGAAGCAAUGAGAAAACAAUUUCUUGCUCAGAGUGAGGUUCCAGUAGGUGAUGCUGGUAAGGAGAUAAAGAAGAGGCCCAAGUAUGAGGCAAGGAAGUCUAAGCCAGCUCAAUCUAAGGUUGUAGAAACGGAGAAGGUGCCAGAGAAUGAGCAAGCUGUUGAUGAACCUGGUACUGAGCAAGCUGGGGAAGAUGUUACAGUUGAAGAGGAAUCCCAUUCUCAGAUUGGAGAUGACGAAGACAAUGCUGAAGUAAAUCAGGAAUUAAAAGAUGUCAAAGCCAUGGAUGAGGAUGAAGAUGAUGAAGAAUGGGAUGCGAAGAGCUGGGAUGAUCUUGAUGUGGCAUUGCCUGCUACAAGCCCAUUUGCUGAGGAGGAUCAGGACAUCAAGGCAAAACCUGUGGUCAAAAGAACUACCGAACGUUCAGUAUCUGCUCCCGUGGAACCUCAAGUGAAUUCUUCAGCACCUGCAAAUCCUGCUGUCAAAAAGGUCGUGGCUCCUCGAACAUCUUCGAACGCAGAUAACAAAGAGGUUGAACAUGAAAGCGAACCUGUCACAAAUAUGAGGAGGGGAAAAGCAGCUAUUAUUAAAGAAGAGGCAACUGCUGUGGAGGACAAAUCAAAAAAGAGUGGUCCUGAUCUCCGCUCACCAAUUUGUUGCAUUCUUGGUCAUGUGGAUACUGGAAAGACUAAAUUGCUAGAUUGCAUUCGACGCACUAAUGUACAGGAGGGAGAAGCUGGCGGUAUUACCCAGCAGAUUGGGGCUACCUAUUUUCCAACUGAAAACAUAAGGGAGAGAACAAGAGAGCUAAAAGCUGAUGCAACACUGAAGGUUCCAGGUUUACUUGUAAUUGAUACCCCCGGGCACGAGUCUUUCACCAAUCUACGGUCUAGAGGUUCAAGCCUUUGUGACAUCGCUAUACUGGUCGUGGACAUCAUGCAUGGACUUGAGCAACAAACUAUUGAAUCUCUCAACCUUUUAAAAAAUAGGAACGCAGAGUUCAUUGUUGCAUUGAAUAAGGUGGAUCGACUCUAUGGUUGGAAAUCCAGUCCAAAUGCACCCAUAGUGAAGACACUCAAACAACAAUCUAAUGAUGUGAAGAACGAGUUUAAUAUGAGACUUACUCAGAUCAUAACACAGUUCAAAGAGCAGGGUUUGAACACAGCUCUGUACUACAAAAACAAAGAAAUGGGAGAAACAUUUAAUAUUGUUCCCACAAGUGCUAUCAGUGGCGAAGGAAUACCAGAUCUUCUCUUAUUGUUGGUACAAUGGGCUCAGAAAACAAUGGAAGAAAAGCUUACCUAUAUCGAUGAAGUCCAGUGUACUGUGUUGGAAGUUAAAGUGAUUGAAGGUUUAGGAACUACCAUUGAUGUCGUACUGGUGAAUGGUGUCCUUCAUGAGGGUGACCAAAUAGUUGUUUGCGGCAUGCAGGGGCCCAUUGUGACCAAUAUCAGAGCUUUAUUGACUCCCCACCCUAUGAAGGAGCUCCGAGUAAAGGGCUCAUACUUACAUCAUAAAGAGCUUAAAGCUGCCCAAGGUGUAAAAAUUUCUGCACAGGGCCUUGAGCAUGCCAUUGCUGGCACUUCCCUUUAUGUGGUAAAACCUGAGGAUGAUUUGGAAGAUUUGAAGAGAACUGUAAUGCAGGAUGUGGAAAAGGUCAUGAGCCGAAUUGACAAGAGUGGGGAAGGUGUUUACGUGCAGGCCUCAACUCUUGGGUCAUUGGAAGCACUUACAGAGUUCUUGAGAAGCCCAGCUGUGAACAUUCCAUUUUGUGAUUUUAGUAUAGGUCCAGUACACAAGAAGGAUGUAAUGAAAGCCAGUGUCAUGCUUGAGAGGAAGAAAGAGUAUGCAACCAUCCUAGCAUUUGAUGUCAAAGUGAUGCCUGAUGCUCGAGAACUUGCAGAUGAGACCGGUGUUAGAAUCUUUGUCGCAGACAUAAUAUAUCAUCUGUUUGAUCAGUUCAAGGCUUACAUUGACAAUCUAAAGGAAGAGAAGAAGAAGGAAAGUGCUGAAGAGGCAGUUUUCCCUAGUGUUCUGAAGAUUAUGCCAAACUGCAUAUUCAACAAGAAGGACCCAAUUGUCCUGGGUGUGGAUAUUCUUGAAGGCAUUUUGAAGGUUGGUACUCCUAUUUGUAUACCUUCAAGAGAAUUCAUAGAUAUAGGGAAAAUUGCAUCAAUUGAGAUCAAUCAUAAGCAAGUUGACGUUGCCACUAAAGGACAGAAGGUGGCUAUAAAGAUAGUUGCCAGCAGUCCCGAAGAACAACAGAAGAUGUAUGGCAGGCAUUUUGAUAUUGACGAUGAGCUUGUCAGUCAUAUCUCGAGGAGAUCAAUCGACAUACUGAAAUCAAACUAUAGGGAUGAUUUGUCAAUCGAAGAGUGGAGACUCGUCGUGAGGCUGAAGUCAAUUUUCAAGAUACCCUGAUUAGUGAAGGGCGUGAUUUUUUGUCCUGAGACCUAGACGAGUGAAAUCUGCAGCCUCAUUGGCCAGCAGAACUGGCGAGAUCUGGUUUGAUGAAAGGGAAAGAAUCGAGCAAUACAGUGGUGGGGGCAGGAUAUUACUGGUCAGCCUUGGUGAAACUGGAGGUAACUCGAUGGAGGUUUCUGAUCACUGUUUUGUUUUGAAGGAUCAUUUAUUCUUGUUGCUUUUGCCCCUACGAUGAUGGUCUUCCAAAUCUGUUGUUGUGCGUUUGUGCAGCUGCAUAGGAGGUAAAAGAUUUUGGUAUAUCCCUCGUUUUAGCAUCAUUAUUAUUAUUAUUCAUUGAGUUAAAAUUGUGUUUUCCAGAGAUAAAUGUUUGGGUCGGAGUUGUUCGCCCAAUAACACUUGUCAAUUCUUUAAACUGAUAGUACAUUUCAUCGA
Molecule: messenger RNA, 4309 nt
Organism: Musa acuminata subsp. malaccensis (wild Malaysian banana)
Lineage: Eukaryota; Viridiplantae; Streptophyta; Magnoliopsida; Zingiberales; Musaceae
Product: eukaryotic translation initiation factor 5B
Biological process (GO): translational initiation
Cellular component (GO): cytoplasm; mitochondrion
Molecular function (GO): translation initiation factor activity; GTPase activity; GTP binding
Source: RefSeq, a predicted model, not a curated record